Messenger RNA from Amyelois transitella, 2408 nucleotides. Its product is annotated as organic cation transporter protein. The transcript is spliced from 7 exons. The record is from RefSeq and is a predicted model, not a curated record. Gene Ontology annotation, cellular component: membrane. Gene Ontology annotation, molecular function: transmembrane transporter activity. Gene Ontology annotation, biological process: transmembrane transport. Bases 291 to 1913 code for a protein of 540 amino acids. NCBI's taxonomy places the organism in Eukaryota, Metazoa, Arthropoda, Insecta, Lepidoptera, Pyralidae.
GUCAUAAACAUAUAUACAAUCUGUUUGCUGAGUAUAAUUUCUGUAUCAUUUUACUAACUACAUAAUUAUUUCAUAGCUUUCUUACUGAUAUCUUGAUAGGCGAUACAAGACGUGACUUUGUGGUGCUAAUUAAAUACAACCAUAAUAAAGUAAAAUAAUAAAUUAAUACCUGUAAAUAUAAAGUUACCCAUAUUUUAAAGAUAUAUUUUAUUCAUAAUUAAGGUGACAAUAUUAAAAUUAAAUUAAAAAAAAAAUUAGUCGAAAGGUCCGCCUAAAACAAUUUUAUCAAAAUGAAAGUGACGUCAUAUAAGCAUAAAGAAACGAAGAUUGAAAAAGUCUAUGAAAUAUGGGAAGCCAUGGAGUAUUUCGGGAGUUAUCAAAAAAUACAGUAUUUAUAUGUGUGCAUUGCCACUGCGUUUGUGUCUAUGUAUAAUAUAAACUAUAUUUUCGUGGCGGGUGAUAUAAAUUAUAGGUGCCACGUACCCCAUUGUGAGAAUACUCCAGCCCAAUACCAAGUCGACUGGUGGCCCAAUUCUACCAUAGACCGCUGUUCUAGGCCAAUCUACAACAGCUCAGAUACUUGCGGUACUUUCAAAGGAUUAGUCGAAGAAUGCAAUCGAUGGGUUUACGAGAGCAACGAAACUAUUAUAGGGGAGUUAGAUCUGGCAUGCCAACCUCUGAAAAUAAGCAUGAUUGGUACCAUUCACAAUGUUGGGAUGUUAAUUUCUAUGGUCAUCUCUGGUUGGGUCUCUGACAGGUUCGGCCGCAAACCUGCACUUAUAUUUUUCGCGGUGGCCAGUUGCGUGGGAAUUGUCAAAAGUUUCGCCAAUUCAUACUACAUGUUCCUGGUCAUAGAGUGCCUGGAGGCGGCCCUGUCAGGAGGCACUUACCCUGCUGGGAUGGUGAUCAUGAUUGAAGCAGGUGGCAAAAAGAAUCGUGUUCUUGCCGGAGUACUAUUCGCGUACGCCAUUUAUGUAGGAGAAUCAACAUUUGCGAUAGCAGCAAUGUUUCUGCCGUACUGGAAAUCCCUUAUAAGACUGAUUUACACUCCCAUAAUUCUCUGCCUCUCCUUCAUAUAUCUUAUGAGCGAGAGUCCUCGAUGGCAGUUCUUAAAUGGCAAAACUGAAGAAGCUAUAGCAAACAUAGAAAGAUCAGCCAAAUUUAAUAAGAUACAAAUAAAUAAACAGCAUGCAGGUGACAUUGAAAUACUGAAAGAGAAACUGUGUAUCAGAGAGGUUGAAGACAGGGAAAGUUACAUGAAGAUAUUCACAUCUAAAGAGAUAUUGAUAAGAGUUUUGGUGGCGUGUGUAACCCGAUUUACAGCCUCUUUUGUGUACUAUGGUAUGAUGAUACAUUCGGUUUGGCUGCCAGGGAACAAGUACACUAACUUUCUGCUGUCAACUGUCAUGUCCUUCCCAGGGGAAUUGGCGUCCUUGUACCUGAUGAACAAGAUAGGGAGGAAGCUACCGCUAAUAGGGGGAUUUAUUGUAUGUGGCACGCUGUGUUUGGCGUCUGCAUUUAUUCCAAAAGCAUACACAUGGGCAGUCAUAUCCCUCUUCCUGCUAGCCAAGAUGGUCAUGUCGGCUAGUUUCACCGGAGCUGUGACGUAUGCUAUGGAGUUGUUCCCUACCAAUGCCAGGGGAACUCUUCUUGGAGUUUGUGCUUUUGCGUCCAGAGCGGGGGGCAUGUUAGCUCCGUUGACACCUAUGUUGACCGAUAUAUACCCACCACUUCCGUACAUAUUCUUCGGAUGUACAUCCAUCAUGUCGGGACUCCUCACAACCCUGACUCCGGAGACCAAGGACCUUCCUCUCAUGGACACAGUAGAACAGGUCGAAGCCAGCGUGUCAAAGAGAAAGACUGUUGCUGAAAAUUUGGAGCAGUCGAGAAGGCCUUCUAUAGUACCAGCUUGAUACAUACAUACAUACAUACCAUCACGCCCGUUUCUCAUUGGGGUAGGCAGACUAUGGAUUUCCACUUGCAACAAUCUUUACAGACCUCUCCCGCUUCCUCUACACUCAUUACUCUUUUCAUGCAUAUUCGACGAUUACGAGUAAUUACCAGCUUGAUGAUCAUGAUAUUAUAAGAGAAAAUUAUGAUCAUAUCUAUUAGCCGGUUAUAUACUUCUGUAACUUUCUGUUCUUCAAAAUUUACCAAUACUUUUUAGAGAACUUACACCGAUAAAGCGCUUGUCGUGCAUUUUGUUUUCAACUUCAGUUUAAUCCUUUAAAAUUAAGCUUGAACAUCUUUUAUAAUACAGAUUACAAAAGAUGAUGUAGAUACAUAUGAAUGGACUCGCUUGAGGUUAUCAGAAUGCAAAUUAUGUGCUACUGAAAUUAAAAUUUUGAUUUGCUGAUAUCGUUUACUUGACAUCAAACAAAGUCCUGUGUGAUAUUUGAUUAAAUAUU